GGUCCGAACGACUUCCGUUCGAAGAUUGUUCGUCGCGGCAUGCUGUACGGCAAAGAGCCGCAAUCGAGAGGACUUCUCUUUCUGUGCUACCAAUCGCAAAUCAACAUCGGCUUUCUAGUACAGCAGAAUCGUUGGGCAAACAGUGAAGUGUUUGGAGAAAAGCCACCCCCAAAAGUGGGUCUGGAUAUGGUUGUUGGACAGUAUCUGGAGGAGAGCCCGCCAACAGUGAAACAGAUAAUGUACGGUGAUAGAGAAAAACCUCCAGUCAGGCUGCUCAUCAAAAACUGCGUGACAAUGAGAGGAGGAGAGUACUUCUUUGCACCGGCAGUUUCAACGCUCCAAAAAAUGAAAUGACUGUGUGACAGAAACUGACUGACUGAAUGUUGGCGCCACGCCGCACUAGUAUGUAGAUCAGAGUCGCGCAUGCGUGCAAACAAGCCAUCAACUAAUAGAAAUUUACGUUGCCACCUACACUAAACAUUACUCAUUUUGCUACAAAAACGGAAAGCCAAAAGUCUU
This is a messenger RNA of Corticium candelabrum, 519 nucleotides long. RefSeq lists its product as uncharacterized. The coding region runs from base 40 to 354 and encodes 104 amino acids. NCBI's taxonomy places the organism in Eukaryota, Metazoa, Porifera, Homoscleromorpha, Homosclerophorida, Plakinidae. The record is from RefSeq and is a predicted model, not a curated record. The transcript is spliced from 2 exons.